AUGCAUGUCUCAGAUAAAAACAAACAGAUUAUUCCAACCAACAACAACAACAACGAUCAGCAACCCACUGAAAAUUAUGAAUUUCUGAAAACUGGAGAUUUAGGAUUCAUCAAGAAUGGAGAAUUGUAUAUUACUGGACUUCGAAAGGAUUUGUUAAUUAUCAAUGGUAUCAACUAUUAUCCACAAGAUAUUGAAUUUGUGGUGGCAGAGUGUCAUGUAAAAGUGAGACGAGGAUGUGUGGUGAGUUUCUCCAUCGAUGGAGAAGCACUUUCUGGAAAUGAACACAUUGUCAUUGUGGCAGAAACGAAAGCAAAUGACAUGUCGGAAUUUGAUUCAAUCAUUCGUGAGAUAAGGAAUGCCAUUGCAGAGCAUUUGGGUGUUGCCAUAUAUGGCGCCCUUGCUUCCAUUGCUCCCACGAAACCACAUGGUCUACAAAAAACCACACGGUGUACAAAAAACAAGUGGAAAAGUCAGACGUCAACCAACGAAACUCGCAUUUCUUCAUAA
Messenger RNA from Naegleria fowleri, 507 nucleotides. RefSeq lists its product as uncharacterized. The record is from RefSeq and is a predicted model, not a curated record. Lineage: Eukaryota; Heterolobosea; Eutetramitea; Acrasida; Naegleriidae. The transcript has a single exon. The coding region runs from base 1 to 507 and encodes 168 amino acids.